This is a messenger RNA of Portunus trituberculatus (swimming crab), 1618 nucleotides long. RefSeq names its product 2'-deoxynucleoside 5'-phosphate N-hydrolase 1-like. Gene Ontology annotation, biological process: deoxyribonucleoside monophosphate catabolic process. The coding region runs from base 199 to 693 and encodes 164 amino acids. Lineage: Eukaryota; Metazoa; Arthropoda; Malacostraca; Decapoda; Portunidae. The transcript is spliced from 5 exons. The record is from RefSeq and is a predicted model, not a curated record. Gene Ontology annotation, molecular function: 5-hydroxymethyl-dUMP N-hydrolase activity. Gene Ontology annotation, cellular component: nucleus.
UCGGCAGGCGUCACUGGACCCUCGCACAGCGCUGGACCCAGAUACGGUGGGGAAGACUCUCAGCGAUCUGCUGUUGUGGAUCCUGCCGGUCCUGGUGACACAGCGAGUGCUGCUGCGACUGGUAGCUCACAUGCCGCUGGACAUGUGACUCCUGGGGCCGCAAAAGCUGCAGGUUGUGUUUGUGCCACAAGAAGCAGCAUGCCAUCCAACCUUAAGAUCUAUUUCUGCGGGAGCAUCCGAGGAGGCCGCACUGAUGUGGACCUCUAUGGCCGGCUUGUGGACCAGCUUGGGAAGUAUGGCAAGGUGCUGUCUCCCUUUGUGGCAGACAAGACUGUCACUGAUGCUUCUGUCCAGGAGGGUUCUGCAAUGACUGACAAGGAUAUCUAUGAACGUGAUGUGAGGCUGAUAAACGAAAGUCAUGCUGUGGUAGCAGAGGUGACGCAGCCGUCGCUGGGUGUGGGCUACGAGGUGGGCCAUGCUAAAACCUUGGACAAGAAGAUCCUGUGCCUCUAUCGGCCACAGGCUGGCAAAUUGCUCUCUGCCAUGAUCCGAGGAGCAGAGGAGAAGGGUAGCUUUGUCGUCAGAGAUUAUAAGGAAGAGGAACUUCCUGAGAUCUUGGAGGAAUUCUUUACUACAUGCUUUGCCAGGACUCACAAAGACAGCUUGGACUGGACAACCUAUGAGCCCAUGUAGACAUGUAUGUGUAUUGUAUGUGUCAGGUAAAGAAGGUUGGAGAAAGGCAAGUCUUACUCUCCUGCCCACAAACACAUCAAGCCAAGUAAUGAUUAACACCAUCACAAAAUUAAUAUAACUUUAAACAUCAAGUAAUGUAUGAGUAUACGUACAUUAUGCCUUACCUUGAUGUGCCUUCCUUUUAUAUGGUAGUGGUGUCAAGUCUUACAUAUCUGUUGAGGCAAAUGGGGGAGGUAAUCAUUAUGAAAUAUGUGCAUCUUAGUGAUUUUACAACACAUCACAUUUACUUACAGCCUCUGUGUUAUGAAGUAUGUAGUACUAUUAGGAAAACUUUAAUUUGGUGUAAGAAAUGCUUGAUAAAAACUACUAUUAUGACAACAUAGAAAAGUCAAUCUUUAGGUUAAAAACUACAGAGCAACACAAAGUUUUCCAUUUUCAUCACUCAGGUUUACACCAGUUAUAAUUUAGUCAAUAGUACAUGCAUUCCCCCCAAACCAUCUGUGUGCUGUGUAGUGUUUUGUUGUGGCAGUGCAGACUUGCAUAGUUAUCAUUGUAUGUCAAGAAUGCACAAAUACUCAUAUGAAUGAGAUUAAUGUAUCCUUUGUAAGAUGUUAUAGGGAUUUGCUGUCCUAAGUUAAAUUCUCUCUACACAUUUAAUGUCAAAUUAUUGUGUGAUACUUGAAAUACUAUAUUUUUUAAAAGUUUUUCCCAUUUUUAAGGGUAUAGUUUUAGGGUAAUAAUUGGUGUAAUUAUAUUAGGGAGAAGUGUUGACAUAGCUAUUUGGUCUGCACUCAAACUAUCAAAGCAAGAUAAGAAUUAAAUGAAAUGAUAAAGGUUGGAUUUGAACCAGAUGCAAGAAUAAUAGCAUUUAAUGAAUGAUGAAAUGCAUAUGUAAUAAAACAGUAAUAAAAUUGAUUCAUUUUAA